AUGAAGCUCUUUACAACACUUGCAGCUCUCGCGUUCUGCACAUCCUCCUUCGUCUCCGCGUGGUCAUGCCUUUCCGACGAUGACGCGCAAGAUAUCGUCAACAAAUCCAUCAUCUUCCUCCAGCAUGAAGAUCCGGAAGAAGCACGCGCCAUUGCAUACGAGCUCUUCGCGCCUAACAUCACCCAAUACGGAGACUCGAUCAACUACUUAAGGGGCGCUCCACUCGGGACCCCAGUCUACGAAAACGCCACUGCAUACAUCGAAGGCACGCUCUCCGCGCCCGGAAUCCCAGAGAUCACACAACUCGCCCUCGUGCACGACUGCAACUCGCUCAUCUUCUUCUGGGAGUUCAACGGCAUCGGUGGCCCCAUGGGCGCGGGCCUUCGCGUGCGCGGCAUCUCCUACCAGCAAGUCGACGAUAACAACAAGGUGGUGAGCCACAACGUCGAGUUCAAUAGUCUGGCGUGGGCAGAGAACACCGGCUUCACGAUCGAGUACCCUACUACGGGCACGUAUGCGGAUGCAGGUCCUGAUGCGGAGGGUGGGGAGGCGAAGAGAGGAAUAGCUUUCAGAGGGUAA
Molecule: messenger RNA, 579 nt
Organism: Cyphellophora europaea CBS 101466
Lineage: Eukaryota; Fungi; Ascomycota; Eurotiomycetes; Chaetothyriales; Cyphellophoraceae
Exons: 3
Coding region: 1-579 (192 amino acids)
Source: RefSeq, a predicted model, not a curated record